Molecule: messenger RNA, 1778 nt
Organism: Triplophysa dalaica
Lineage: Eukaryota; Metazoa; Chordata; Actinopteri; Cypriniformes; Nemacheilidae
Gene: lgals3a
Product: lectin, galactoside binding soluble 3a
Exons: 6
Coding region: 224-1432 (402 amino acids)
Biological process (GO): eosinophil chemotaxis; monocyte chemotaxis; negative regulation of endocytosis
Cellular component (GO): immunological synapse; nucleus
Molecular function (GO): laminin binding; IgE binding; carbohydrate binding
Source: RefSeq, a predicted model, not a curated record
GAUAGCUCAUUACGCUUCACUACAAGUCAUAAUGUCAUAUCCAUUCUGUUUAGGGCUCGCGGUGUUUUGAAGCACGCCGUUGAAAACACUCAGCGCUCUAGUUAUCACAUCACUUCCUGUACUGAGUUUAGUAAUUUGACUUUCGGAUCUGUUCAGGCGACGGGAUCUGGUACCGUUCAGAAGCCCGAAUCUCUGGACUGCAGGCCUUGAUCCAGUUAAGAUCAUGGCAGACUUUUCGCUUGCUGAUGCUAUCCCGGAUGAUGUUUCUGGUGCAGCAUCUAAAACCAGCCACACCAAUCCAUCAGCUCCUGGGAAUGGGGCUCCGCCCCCUAACAAUCCCGGCUGGCCUGGUGCAGCCCCUGGUGGCCCUCAGUUCCCAUCCUCAGGAGGCACUGCCCACCCAUCUGCCCCUUCUGGCUUUCCCCCGACUGGGCCAUCUGCUCCUGGCCCUGGAGCCCCGGCCCAGUACCCUGGAGGCCCAGCCCAAUACCCUGGAGCCCCGCCCCAGUACCCUGGUGCCCCGCCCCAAUACCCUGGAGCCCCGGCCCAGUACCCUGGGGCCCCGCCCCAGUACCCUGGAGCCCCAGCUGCCCCAGCUGGAUACCCUCCAGGUCCGGGUGUACCUGGACAGUUCCCCUCAAACCCUGGGGCUCCUGGACAGUUUCCUUCCAACCCUGGAGCUCCAGGACAGUUUCCUUCCAUGCCAGGUCAGUUCCCACCAGGUGGGGCACCCAUGCAAUACCCUGUUCCUGGACAGUUUCCCUCCACACCUGGAGCGCCACAGGGCCAGUAUCCAAAUGUGCCUUACCCAUCAGGUCCUGCGGGGCCUAGCAUGUAUGGUCCAGGUGCUCCUGGAGGCUUUCCCCCAGAUGGAGGCCCAGGAUAUGCAGGAGGAAUGUUUCCCCCAAUCCCCCAAGGGUCCUGGGGUCCAGCCGCAGGGGGCUUCCCACCCCAGCCUGGCCCGCCGGGAGGUUACGGUCCAGGGCCCAUGGGACAAUACGGUGGUCCCGCAGCUCCAGGUGGAAUGCUGCCAGUGCCCUAUGAUCUUCAGCUGCAUGCAGGGAUAAUGCCACAACUCGUGAUUACUAUAGUGGGUGAGCCAAUACCAGGAGGAGACAGGUUCAAUGUAGAUUUUAUGAGGGGCAGUGAAGUGGUUUUUCAUUUUAACGCUCGUUUCCAUGAACACACCAUUGUGCGGAACUCACAGCUUGGGGGUUGCUGGGGUCCAGAGGAGAGGGAGGGAGGCUUUCCCUUUGUCCAAGGCAGGCCGUUUGAGCUAAAAAUCCUAGUAGAGACUGAUGGGUUUAAGGUGGCUGUGGACGGCGGUCACCUGCUGGAGUACGAGCACAGAACUGGUGGAUUCGAGGAUGUCACUCGUCUUCACAUUGGUGGAGACAUCGCCCUAUUCAGUGCGGCCCCGAGCAUGAUCUAACACAAACAGGGCCUUAGUGUGAUUCGACAACGUGAGGGUGAUACAUGAAGUCAUAAUUGCUUGAAAAUAAUUAUCUGACAAAAGUGGACAAAACAUAAUCAGAAAUUUAGAAGUUAUUAACACCCCGGCACAUAGAUUUAUGCACAAAAAUGUUCAUCAAGUGCAUAAGAAUGUUCAUAUAACAUCUCAUUAUAAUGGUAGACAACCAAAGUCUGUGAAUAAAUGAGGUCAGGAAGCACCGGACCAGAGCUGUGACACUGUGCUGAAUUCUAAAUGGCUGAAGUAUUUCUUUAUUUGGGAUAAAUAUUUGAAAAUGUUUAUUUUGAAUAAAAUCUUGUUAUUAUAA